AUGGCAGACAUGACCACCUUGAUCCAGAAGCGUGCAUGUGAGCCAUGCCGCAACCGCAAAAUACGCUGUGAUAAAUCUUCGCCUUGCUCAAACUGUCGCCUGUCGGGUGCUAGCUGUAUAACCCUCAAGCCUGCCGCACGGCCAAAGCAAGCCCGUGUUCUGAUAUCUUCGCAAUACGAACGCAAGAUCGACUCGAUUGAAAGUCGGCUCGAUCGGUUAAGUAAUCUUGUCGAAUCUCUAGCUCUCCAGCUGCACAGCGCUCCGCCGUGCCAAUCCGCUAUACAACAUUCCUCCACCCAUCGAUUUGCUACAGGCGAUGCUUCGAGUAAUAACAGUACUCCCGAUGUAUGCUCGCGCCAGGUACACGGCUUUCCCACUCUAGACGACCCGGCAGAGAAGGGCCGGUUGUUGAAAGGGCAGUCGUCGUCUUCUUUGUCCGCGCAGUCGUCGUUUGCAGUCCGUUUCCUACACGACGCUGUCGAUUCCAAGCAAGAGAGAGACAUCACCGGAGAGGUAACAUGCCUCCUGAAGACGAUCUCGCAGUUUGUAGAGUCGUUUAGCUACCAGUCGCUUGCGGCGACAUCCUUGUUCCCUCACGCACGGUUAGAGCCAGCCGCAGGCCUGCCAAAGUACGAAAUGCCUCCAAUCGAAGUGACUGUGAGCAUCCUACGGGAGGCACAAGAGACAGACAGCGUAGAUAUCCAACUACUGGCCGAGUCUUUCAAGAUGUUUUUAAGCUCAGAGAGCCUCUCAGAUCUCUGCCUGAAGGUAUAUUUCUCGCCUGAGUACUCGGAUGCAGAGUUUAUUAUCGUCAAUGCAGCCUUAUACUUUUUCGCAACUUGGGCUGGCGUAAUCCAACAACAAGCGAACAGCUCCCUAAACGAUAAUCCCGAGAACUUACUGUCCACCUGUCGUGUCAACCUAGAAACCGCCCUGUCCAGGCUGCCUCUUUAUAUUCAGCCAAGCCACGAGAUGGUAUUCGCUCUUGUUCUUGCAUCUUCCACCAUCCUGGACAGCGAUAUCACCGUCCCAGCGCCAUCGUCUCGAACAAGCUCGUCGCCGGACUCUCAGCUUAUGGAGUACUUUGGGUACUUGGUGGAACUUGCUCGCUUGGCAGGGAGAAUUUACGAGGAACUAUAUUGCGCUGGCUCUCUUUCUCUGCCAGUGGAUGUACGGAGACAUCGUGCGACGGAAUCCUGGCUUCGAUCCGCAACCCAGGAGCACGCCCAAAGGAUAAAAUCCAGCACCAUAUCCGAAGAUGUCCUCCGUCAGUCUAUGUUGACUCUGAUAUACCGCGCUAUGCCGGUCCAAACGGGGUCUUCUUCAACAUUCAACGAAGAAAGUCUUGAAUCAGCACGGGCUGCACUGGAAGGCCACCAGUCCUUUAUUCGUGAGUUUGGCACGACCGAUACAGAUCUCUUAUCUGGGCAUAUAACGUGGUCUAUUCUCUUCGUCCCCUUUGUGCCUUUUAUUGUGCUAUUCUGCCAUGUAAUUGAAACGGGCAGCCUUCAAGACCUGAGCCAGAUGCAAGCUUUCGUCACCUCAAUGGAGUCUGUCUGCCCGCAUUCGCCUGCGAUUGCCAAACACUACCACUUGUUCCAUGUGUUUUGUACCGUCGCUCAGCGCUAUUGUGACAUCAUGUCAACAGCAAGCUCGAGUGAGGAGCAGCGGAGGCUCAGGAUGGAGGUGGAUGCGCAGCUCUGCGCCUUCGGUGUACAGUCUCAGCUACCCGCUGGAAUCUCAGGUCGCAUACCCAACAAGCGCAUGUCAUCAUUAGAAGCUGAUACUAGCAGCCCUGGUGCAAACUUCGGUGAUGGAACCAUUGAUGCGGUGGAUGGGUUCAAUCUGGGAGACUGGUUCUCUUUCAGCCAGAAUAUCGUGGGGUUGUUGGACCGGGAUGACCUGCCUUUUUACUGA
Messenger RNA from Aspergillus nidulans FGSC A4, 1917 nucleotides. Its product is annotated as Zn(II)2Cys6 transcription factor. Gene Ontology annotation, cellular component: nucleus. The transcript is spliced from 9 exons. Gene Ontology annotation, molecular function: DNA-binding transcription factor activity, RNA polymerase II-specific; DNA-binding transcription factor activity; DNA binding. Gene Ontology annotation, biological process: DNA-templated transcription; regulation of DNA-templated transcription. The record is from RefSeq and is a predicted model, not a curated record. Lineage: Eukaryota; Fungi; Ascomycota; Eurotiomycetes; Eurotiales; Aspergillaceae. Bases 1 to 1917 code for a protein of 638 amino acids.